Messenger RNA from Brachypodium distachyon (stiff brome), 3413 nucleotides. RefSeq names its product squamosa promoter-binding-like protein 1. The transcript has 12 exons. Lineage: Eukaryota; Viridiplantae; Streptophyta; Magnoliopsida; Poales; Poaceae. Gene Ontology annotation, cellular component: nucleus. Bases 414 to 3077 code for a protein of 887 amino acids. Gene Ontology annotation, molecular function: DNA binding. The record is from RefSeq and is a predicted model, not a curated record.
UCUCACGAUGUGAAAGUACAUAGCCGGCUAGCGGCACGGCGAGGUCUUGCCUAGUAGUUGCCUUGCCUUCCUUUCCCCCUCCCCUGGAUACUUCGCCCCGGGUUGCCCCAGCCCUCACUCUCCACCUCCUCUGUUCCAACUAACUCCCACUCCGCCGCCCCCCGUGUCUAUGAUCGAGGCACGGGAGAUGGUGAGACGGCUCCCUUACCCUGCUCAACUGUUGACUCGACUUACUCUCUCUUCCUUCAAGAUUGGUUCCAAGCUAGAAAAGGGGGCUCGGUCCGUGUGUUGAUCUGUGUGCGUUUGAUCCUGCUGGGAUGAUGCAUUUGUACUCGAGGAUGUAGUUGAACUGCGCGGGCUUUAGAUGUUUGUUGCAACAGUAGGAUCAAGAACGGCUGAAAGGGAGGGGUUAAAUGGAAGCCGGUUUCCGGCGAGAAGGCGGCCAAACUGGUUUGGCUAAUACAAUGUCUAGUGAGCUCAGCAAGAACAAGAAGAAGAAGGGCCUCGAGUGGGAUUUGAACGACUGGAGAUGGGAUGGCAACCUGUUCCUGGCCACACCGUCGUCGAAUGCCGUCGCGGCGCCAUCGGGUUGUGGCAGCAGGGAGCUGGGCCGAUCUGAGGAUGGGAUAGAUUUGAGUGUUGCUGACAAGAGGAGGAGAGUUUCACCAGUGGAUAACCAUGGGGAGUGCAGCAAUGCUGCGAUUGCAAAUGGAGAUCAUGACAGGGUUGUUGGUCGGAGAGGGCAGAGCAGCAGAGAAGGGAGACAUGCAAAUGCAACAGGUGCAUAUUCCACUUCUGCUCCAUAUUGCCAAGUUGACGGCUGCCACGCGGAUCUCCGUGACAGCAGGGACUACCAUAAGAGGCACAAGGUGUGCGAAGUACAUACCAAGUCCACUGUGGUUCGUAUAAAAAGCAUAGAGCAUCGGUUUUGUCAGCAGUGCAGCAGGUUUCAUCUUCUUCCAGAAUUUGAUGAAGGGAAGAAGAGCUGUCGCUCACGUCUAGCAAAACAUAAUGGUAGGAGGAGGAAAGCCCCAGCCCAGGCUGGUGCGGCUGGGAAUACCUCAAGUGAAAAUCAGUCUUUAACCAACACCUUACUCCUCUUGUUGAAACAACUUUCAGGGCAAGAUCCUGGAAGCUCAUCUGAGCAAAGCAAUGGUCCCAACUUUUUGGUUAAUCUUUUGAAGAACCUUGCUGCCAUUGCUGGCACACAGGCGUAUCAAGAUAUGCUUAAGAAUGCAAAUUCUGCUUCAAUAUCAUCAAAUGAUGCUAACUACGUUGUAAAUGGCUUCACAAACGAGCCAACCAGAUCACCAAUUCCUGUAGGAACUGAAUCCUCAGCAGAGCAUACAGUGAAACAGCAUGUGCAGAAUUUUGAUCUGAAUGAUGCUUACGUUGAAGAAGAUGAGAGCCGAACAGAUAAAAUUGUCUUCAAGCUCUUUGGGAAAGAACCAAAGGAUUUUCCUGUUGAUCUACGUGCUCAGAUGCUAAACUGGUUGUCACAUUACCCAAGUGAUAUGGAAAGCCAUAUUAGGCCUGGUUGUGUCAUUCUAACUAUUUACCUUCGUCUUCCUAAUUGGAUGUGGGAUAAGCUUAAAGUCAAUCCAGCUCCUUGGAUAGAAAACCUUAUUAGCAUAUCCACUGAUGGCUUCUGGGAAACAGGAUGGUUGUAUACUAGGUUACAGGACCGCCUGGCAUUGAGUUGCAAUGGUAGGCUUAUGUUAGUGUCUCCCUGGCAACCCUUAAUAGGUGACAAGCAUCAGAUAUUAUGUGUAACUCCGAUUGCAACUGCUUGUUCUUCAACAGCAAACUUCUCAGUGAAAGGUUUCAACAUAGUUCAACCAACCACAAAAUUACUUUGUAUAUUCGGUGGGGAAUAUUUAAUCCAAGAAGCGACACAAAUGCUACAUGAGGAUACUAUGAUGCAGCAAGGCCCUCAAUGUCUGACCUUCUCUUGCUCCUUUCCUAGUAUGAGUGGAAGGGGGUUCAUAGAGGUUGAAGAUUAUGACCAAAGCAGCCUUUCCUUUCCCAUUGUUGUCGCUGAAGAAUCUUUAUGUUCUGAGAUUCGUAUGUUGGAGGAUAAAUUGAAUUUAAUUGCAUUUGGUGAUAUUUUGGAAGGAAGAGAGGAUCUGAUGGCUUCUCGUGACCAAGCCUUAAACUUUUUACAAGAAAUAGGCUGGUUUCUUCAGAGGAGCCACAAACGAGCUACAACUGAUGCUCCACAAUACUGUACUGAGAGUUUUCCUGUUGCAAGAUUUAGAUGGCUGCUAUCUUUUGCGAUUGAUCAGGAAUGGUGUUCUGUUGUGAAGAAGCUUCUGGAUACAUUGUUCCAGGGUAAUAUUGAUGUAGAUGUCCGCUCACCAUUUGAAUUUGUCCUAGGAGAAGGUUUAGUAUUCACCGCGGUCAACAAGCGGGCGAAGCGUUUGGUUGAGUUCCUAUUACGAUACACAACAAAUUCUGCACUUGUGGCCCGUGGAGCCGUGUCACCAGUUCGGUUCUUGUUCACACCUGAUAUAACUGGUUCAUCAAAUAUUACACCUCUUCAUAUUGCAGCCAGUAUGAGUGAUGGUGCUGGUGUUUUAGAUGCUUUAACUGAUGAUCCUCAACAGCUUGGAAUCAAAGCAUGGAAGCAUGCUCGUGACACUACUGGGUACACUCCAGAGGAUUAUGCUCAGAAGAGAGGUCACAUAUCCUACAUCCAGAUGGUCGAGAACAAAAUCAACAGCAGGUUGCCUAAAGCUCAUGUGUCUGUUUCCAUGACUAUUAGUCCAUCCACCACAGAUAUCUCUGAAAAGCACGCAGGUCGAUCAAAGUCUACGAAUCAAACCACAUUGGAUAUUGAGAAAAGCCAAAGGAGCGACAAGAGACCACCAAGCUGCAGACAGUGCGUCCAGCUCCAGCACAUUGCUUACCAUCCCCGUCCGAACAGGUUUCUGUCGAACAGGCCUGCGGUGCUCUCCUUGGUCGCCAUUGGUGCAGUCUGUGUCUGCGUAGGAUUGAUCAUGCAGAGCCCGCCGACUGUCGGCGUUGGCAUGACGGGUCCUUUCCUCUGGAGUUCCCUGAAUUACGGUCCCAUCUGAUAAAAGAUUGCCAGGCGCCGAUCAAUUAUGCAUGUCCAUAUGCUGAAGAUGCUUGUGCUGGCAUUGAUCUGCAUAUUCUUACAAGCUGCAGACCUGUUAAAAUGAAGUGCAAUUUCUGUAUAUAUUAUAUAUACGGGCAGUUGAAUGCGAACGGCCUGGCUAGAAAUUUCAAUUGUAUAUGCUAACUUUUAUUUGCGGGUUGUGGCCCUUGUCUAUCGUAGGCCUUUCUGUGAUCGAGAGAAACAAGGUGACAUACGUAUUCUCAUAGCUUGAUGAUCCCGCAGGAGUGGCCUGCAGGCAACAGCUCCCAAAUACUAUCUGCUGCAAACACUAUCA